CGCCCGUUUCGGGUUGAACCGAGAUCGCCAUACGCCUUCUGCCGCGAUCAGUUUGACCUGCUCCAGAGAAGAGCGAGGCUCAGCGCUGAUGAAGGCACCGGAGGUAGGCAGAUAAAUCAGAUUCGGUCUCUGGUUAUUGAUAACCUGGAUUUGUCAGCUCUGACAUCACAACCUCAGUUACGUGUAACGCGCACCCAGUGGCCUAAUAUCGUUACAGCAGGGGAAACAGCACAAAAAAGAGCCUGCAACGUGACAGGAAACAGGAUGUUCCCUAAAUAUUACCUUGGGAUGAAAAAGGAAGGGAUUCGAUGAUGGAUGGAAUUUGUUCAACUUUCUGCAGUGAGGGCCAUGUGAAGCAGCUGGAUGUGUACAGGACACUUCUGUUAGCAGCUUCUGACUGUCUGCUAAAGAAGGGGCUGUCUAAAUUGGUUACCUUUGCAGGGAGCACUUCAGUCCUGGACAAUAUUCCACCAUUCUUGCUGAUGACUCUACUUUAACCUUUUAUUUGAUGAAUUGAAUACCUUUAGCUGUCAUUUUUUUUUGUGAGAAAAAUGCUGGAAUUUUCACGACCGUGGAAAGGAGUGACAAAACCAGUCAACCAGCCCAACAGGAGCUGGGACCACAGCAUGCUGGGUAACAGGCCAUCAAGUCUGCUUUCCAGUGGGAUAAGCAAAGAGCACUGGGCUGAAGCAUCAGGUGACGGAGUUACACUCAAGGCUUACAGAGAGUUCCCUGCUGUACAAAGACAACUGAGCAACCAGGGGACAUCUCUGCUUUCAAAGCUGGAGGAAAAUAAAGGGAAAUGGUUCACUAUUUCCAGCAAUCAGAUUUCAGGAAGGGAUAAGACAAAGAAGGUCCCAGAAUAUGCCACAAUUUCCAAAGCGAUGUCUCUUGCUUCCAAAUACAACCGCACAGCCCUGCGGAGUGGCCUGUUUAACCAAGGAUCAACUGAUAAGGAUCCAGGUCGUCUACAACAGCUUCAUAACAAGCUGAGUUCUUACAGCAUGCUUGGAAUGCCGAAACUAUCUGCAAAUCUAAGCACCGAAUGGGAAGUGCGGAGGAAUGAUGAUUCCAAUGUAAAGCUGGAACCUUCUUGGAAAGACAUUGUGCAUGGUCACGAGAAUAUGAGCCGCAAACAGUCCCAUUUACAGGAAGCAGUGUGGGAAUUAAUCUACACAGAAGCGGCUUACCUCAAGAAGCUACGUAUUGUCACCGAUCUUUUUAUUAAUGGGAUUCUAAACCUCCAUACAUGUGAAAUUUUGACAGAGGUUCAACCACAUAGACUCUUCAGCAAUCUCCCGGAGAUCAUUCGUGCUCACAGAGCCUUCUGGGAGCAAAUCAUUUUGCCAGUACUGCUUGAAGCAAGGAAGAGCCGAAAGCCUUUUGACCCCCGAUGUCUACAGCCUGGCUUCAUGACAUUCUCUGAUAGGUUUUCCCCCUAUAUUCAAUACUGUGCUGCACAAGAGAAAUGCAUGGAAUACGCAAGGCAAGAAAUGGAGCAAAAUGAGUUGUUUCGGAUUUAUGUGGCAUGGGUGGAAACACACAAACAGUGCAAUCGAAUGCGCCUGAGUGACAUGCUUGCUCGCCCACAUCAGCGCAUCACCAAAUAUCCACUGCUGCUAAAGUCCAUUUUAAAGAGAGUGGAAGAAACUGAGACCAGGGAUGCCUUACAAAACAUGAUCAAUAAAGUUGAGGAAUUCUUGCAUCACAUCAACUCCAAGAUGCAACUCCACGAAGAGCACCAGAAAUUGGCUGCUGUGGCACAGAGAAUUGACAGUUACGAUGUAGUGGAAACCAUUGGGGAGGAGGUGGACAAGCACCUCAGAGAGUUCAGCACACUGGACCUGACAGCACCAAUGCAAGCAGUGGGAUCACAGCAUGUUCGGCAGCUGCUCCUGGAGGGAUACCUAAAGAUUCGGGAGGGCAAGGACAGCAAGACAGAGAUGUACACUUUCCUGUUCUCUGACCUUAUCCUCUUUACCAAACAUCAGAAGAAGACUGAUACGGCCAAGGUAACAAGGCCACCCUUAAUGAUUGAUCAAGCUGUUUGUCGCCAAUUGAAAGACCCAGCAAGCUUUCUUCUUAUUUACCUCAAUGAUUUUUGCUGUGCUGUUGCUGCCUAUGUAAUUCAAGCACAAGAUUCAAAAAUCUGCAAGCAGUGGAUUGAAGCUAUUCACAAUGCACAGAGGGAAUUGAUCAAGAUGAAAGGGGAAGAAUCUCGUCGAAAAGAGGCAGAGCAGCGUUUGGUUGUAAAGGAGCAGGGGGCUCAAGCAAAAGACUCAGAAGAAGGCAUUUCUCUAUAUAGACAAGUCCACAAAGCAUCUGAAAGCACAAGACAACAAGGAAGAAGCGACAGCCUCAUCAUCCCACAACUCCUGGUUACAAAUGACGAUGAGGAACUGCUGGCAGUGAAGAAUGGAAACACUGUAAUCCGCAACCAAUCAGAUGAUGCAGAUGAACCUGGGUCAGCAGAAACAGAACCUGGAGCUUUCCCUCGAAUAGUAAAUCACCGUAUUCGCCGCCAAAAACCUUUAAAAAGACCUAAUAGAAAGAUGGCUCUUCUAAGUAGCAGUGAAGCCUCAACUGAGUUGCCAAGUACCACAGGUACCUCACAGCAGGAUAUUCCCACAAUUGCAAAUUCUGACCAUUCUAAUCCUUCAUUAUUAUGUCCUCAGUUGACUUCAAGGUCUUUACAUGCAUUGUCUACCUCUAAUCCUGACCUGCCAUCAUCUGGAACUCACCUUUCAAUGCCUGAUAGGAUGCUGAGGACACAGAAGUGGUUGUCCAGCUCUGGUCUAGGCCAUUCAUCUUCGGACUUAUUUUUAAGGACUCAGCAGCAAAACACCAUUUCAGGUUCUCAAGAGGCAAUACUUUCAAUUCCUGAUUUUUCCCUUGGACAAAAAUCUUUGUCUGCUUCUGAGCUGGAGAACAAACUUAAUUCUUACCCACGCUCUAAGUCUUUAGCAGACACACUGCUUAGAGCUGAGGCCAUGGACAGAGACUGGGGAAGCCGGCAAGGCUCAGAAAAGGGCUUUUCCUUCAGCAUAGCUAUGUCAGCCUCAGACAAAGGAUGGAGUGAGGAUGAACUGUUCUCAGAUGGGGAAGAACUUGAAUUUGUCAAAGGCCAUGCCCAUUCUGGCACAGCAUUCAAGGCACAAUCCAUGGAUGGUGGGCUAGAAGAUGAUGAGGAAGAUGAAGCACCAUUUGAUGCUGAAGAGUUAGCACACAUAGAGAAACUGCAUAGUCGUAUAAGAGAGCAAUGUUCCCCGGUCUUUCUGGACUCCACUGACACACCCUGGAAUGAGUACAGGUCUUCAGAUCACUUGGAGAGUGACAACAUGGUCUUCCAAUAUAACUCGCAGGCAGAUGAUGAUGAUGAAGAAGGAGAGGACAACAUUCUUGGGAGUCGGGAAGGUGUUCAAAGAAGACUGACAAUAAGUGAAUUGCACAGAAUUAGGGGGAUUGAUGCCUCUGAAGACACAUUCACCCUGUGAGUAACUGGAUAAAAGCAUGAUGAAGAUUGGCUCCUUAUGGUGCUUUAAAUGGAGAACGUUCCCCUGUGAAGACUGUGGUUAAACCAGAGGAAAGCAGUUUUCCAUCAGUAAAUAAGAUUGUCCAUAUCGGAAUUUCCUACAUGAAGUGUGUCCUCUAGGAGCCUCUUCCAUUUCAAAGACUCCCUGAUAAUACUUGGAAUGACUGGAAGUCACACUAUCAGUGUUCUCCAGUAUGAGUGGAUUAUCUGAGACAUGUUCACAAAUGAUACUUUCAUUUUAAAUGAAAACAGACUGUGAGGAUUUUAAAGCUGGAUAUGCUGAUAAAGCUUCAUGGUGCAUCAGUGCCAGGAACGUGUCAUUGUGUGAAUGAAGUCUGGCAGCUGUGUCUCCACAGUUUCUUGUUUUUUUUUGCCACCACAGAUGUUUAUCGGAAUGCUUUAGUUUUUAUCAAGGCUUAUUAUCAGCUCUAUGACUCUCUGCAUGGAAUUGAUGUCUGUGAGAUGCAAAGACCAUUAAUAUUAAAUGGUUUAAAAUUUUUAAUUGUUUUCAUCUUUAUUGUAGUUAUUAUUUCCAUCAGUGCUUGAUUUGAGCAUUUUAUUUAUAAAUAAACAAACAUUGUUGCAGUGUGA
Molecule: messenger RNA, 4123 nt
Organism: Polypterus senegalus (gray bichir)
Lineage: Eukaryota; Metazoa; Chordata; Cladistia; Polypteriformes; Polypteridae
Gene: plekhg6
Product: pleckstrin homology domain containing, family G (with RhoGef domain) member 6
Exons: 17
Coding region: 552-3494 (980 amino acids)
Biological process (GO): endothelial cell migration; Rho protein signal transduction
Cellular component (GO): axon; plasma membrane; endocytic vesicle
Molecular function (GO): guanyl-nucleotide exchange factor activity
Source: RefSeq, a predicted model, not a curated record